Protopolystoma xenopodis is the source of this 150-nucleotide messenger RNA. Lineage: Eukaryota; Metazoa; Platyhelminthes; Monogenea; Polystomatidea; Polystomatidae. The record is from the annotation of a GenBank genome assembly.
AUGGCCAGGUUAAGUCACCUGCUCCUCCUGAAGCCCGGUAGGAAGCCUAAAUGGAAGGAAAAUGGCUGCAAUAAGCCGAGAUCGUCGCACCAGCGGAAGCCAGAGGUCUGCCCGAAGACGCAAAUGACACGCAAGCUGACGAAGUGGUAA